AUGCUUUAUCCUGCCCAUUAUGCAAAAGCAUGUCAAGACUACACAGGAGGCCACAUCAUUGACCACAACCCAGAUGGUGGCUUGGAUGCAGCUGCUAGAACCAGACGUCUUCAAAACACACAAAUUGGCCUGAGGUCUCUGUUUGGCCGCAAUGAUGUGGAUACAGAGAUUUGGAGCUUGAGCAACCGCAAGAGAGGACGUGAUUCUAAUCAAGAAGAUGCCGAAGAAAGUGGAGAAGCAGCAGCAGAGGAAGAUGAUGAUGAGAACAUUACAUUCCAAAUUCGCUACUUGAAUACGGGAUCCAUAGGAACCACAAAGACCUACACAAUCCACAAAGGCGCAAUGUUUGCAGAUUCCUUGGUGAAUUAUAAAAGUAUCAGUACCGCUCCCAUUGAGUUUGUUUUUCUCUAUCAUCAAAAACGUGUCAUUGGCACUUGUACCCCCGAGUCGAUUCGAAUGCUUGACUUUACAACACCUUGUGGUCAUGUGAUUACCCCUAGUAAGGAAAUCCUUGCCUGCCCGCCAUUACCACCCAGUCAAAACAACCCCGUGACACUUCGUGUUCGCGACCAAACAGGAGAGGAAACCUUCUUCAAAAUUAGGAAAAAUACACGCAUGUACAAGGUCUUUGAAACAUAUGCCGACCGAAAGGGCGUUUGGGUCAAUGAUCUUCGAUUUCUUCUAGAUGGAGCAAGAAUUGAAGCUUGGCACACACCCAUGGGGCUCGAGUUGGAUGAUCAGGACCAGAUUGAUUGCAUGCUGGAGCAGACGGGAUGUUAG
Messenger RNA from Seminavis robusta, 780 nucleotides. Lineage: Eukaryota; Bacillariophyta; Bacillariophyceae; Naviculales; Naviculaceae. The record is from the annotation of a GenBank genome assembly.